This is a messenger RNA of Cladophialophora carrionii CBS 160.54, 357 nucleotides long. RefSeq lists its product as uncharacterized. The coding region runs from base 1 to 357 and encodes 118 amino acids. The record is from RefSeq and is a predicted model, not a curated record. The transcript has a single exon. NCBI's taxonomy places the organism in Eukaryota, Fungi, Ascomycota, Eurotiomycetes, Chaetothyriales, Herpotrichiellaceae.
AUGUCCGGCAACAAACUCAUCGUCAUCCUAGGAAGUGGCCCAGGCAUAGGCGUUGCAACCGGCGCCCUCUUCGCUUCAAAGGGCUUUGAUGUCGCCUUGCUCUCUCGCAAUGCCCAACGCUUGGACCAAGACGUCGCCAGGGUCCGAAAAGCAAACCCCGGCGUCAAAGUGCAAGCAUAUCCCGUCGAUCUCGGCGAUCACAACGCCCUAGCAUUGGUUCUAGGGAAAGUAGAAACAGAAUUCGGGCCUCCUGAAGUGGUAUAUUACAACGCCGCCAGAGUCGCGCCCUCAAAGAUCGGGCAGACCGGUGCAUAUUUUGUGUUGGAGGACUUCAAGGUGUGUGGCACCGACGCCUGA